Molecule: messenger RNA, 450 nt
Organism: Perkinsus marinus ATCC 50983
Lineage: Eukaryota; Perkinsozoa; Perkinsida; Perkinsidae
Product: kinesin heavy chain, putative
Exons: 3
Biological process (GO): microtubule-based movement
Molecular function (GO): ATP binding; microtubule binding; microtubule motor activity
Source: RefSeq, a predicted model, not a curated record
GUCCUCCAAGACGGAUGUAAGAUGCUGCACUUUCGUCAAACGGAGUGCAAUGAGUCAUCGAGUCGAUCACAUGCAGUGUUUACCAUCAAUUACACCAGUUGUGCCGGGCGUCGCUCUAAGCUGGUCUUGAUUGAUCUAGCAGGGAGUGAGAACGUCAAGAGGAGCAAGGUGAACAGAGACGGUGUGAAGGAGGCCGGAGAGAUCAACUCCAGUUUGUCUGUGCUGGGCCGUGUUGUUGAAGCCUUGAACAGUGGCAGCUCGCAUAUCCCUUACAGGGAGUCUCUAUUGACCCGUCUCCUCCAGGAUUCUCUGGGGGGCAGUUGCAAAACUUGUAUGAUAGCAACCAUUAAUCCCGAACGAAGUGAAUACCGGCAGACUAUGAAUACACUACAGUUCGCGCAGCGCAUGAGCAAGGUCGUGAAUCGCCCAAAAGUUGUCGCCAUCGAUAAC